Molecule: messenger RNA, 1163 nt
Organism: Pelobates fuscus (common spadefoot toad)
Lineage: Eukaryota; Metazoa; Chordata; Amphibia; Anura; Pelobatidae
Gene: TMEM74
Product: transmembrane protein 74
Exons: 1
Coding region: 49-867 (272 amino acids)
Source: RefSeq, a predicted model, not a curated record
GCUCACCGUGGAAUGAGCUAGACCUAAUAUGUAGAGUAUACGGCUUGCAUGGAGCUUUUACAUAUCACUGGGAAGACUCAGAGGCUCGAUGAAUGCAACAAUGUGGAUUGGAGCUACAGCACUUCCAACAACAAUGACAUAAAGACUUUUUGUUAUGAAAAUUAUAAUUUAGCAGCCGAGGUUUCACCAGAUCAGUAUGAGACUAUACAGUUGGAACCAACACUUGAUGCACCAGAUGUGAAACAUCUUCAUGGAGAUGCAGCCAAGGAGCAAAAAAAGAUAUGCUGCUUGGAAGAACUUGAGACUUCAUUUACAUAUGUUGAUGAAAAUGUCAACAUUGAGCUAGUGACCCAUCCACCUUCCAAUACGACAACCCAUGGACAUCUGCAUCACACGACUGACCUAGAAAUUCAACCAGAUCCGAUACAGGAUGCAUCCUUAAUGUUCGAUGAUGAUGCUCUAUCUGAAGCCUCUGGAAAGUCUGUAGAUUAUGGAUUCAUCAGUGCAGUUACUUUCCUUGUUACGGGGAUAUUACUUGUAAUCAUUUCAUACUUAGUCCCAAGGGACAUCAAAUCCGAUCCAAACUCAACCACAGCUAGAGAAAUGGAGCAAUUAGAAAAGAAGAAUGCCAUCAUAGGUGGCCAUCUGGAUAGGUGCGUUAUAGCUGGGCUUUGUCUUUUAACUCUGGGUGGUGUAGUUUUAUCAAUUUUACUAAUGAUAUCCAUGUGGAAGGGUGAAAUAUACAGGAGAAAAACCUUAGCAGCUAAAGAAUCUUCAAAACUGUAUGGAUCCAUCAAUUUUAACCAAGCAAAGACUGGUGGUAAUGACAAUGUAUUAGUGCAAGAGGAUACAGUGGACAUUAAUUAAAAUACACGUUUUUUUUUCUAUAUUCUGCUUUUACAAAUAAAUAUACUACAUUUUGUGUUAAAAUAAAAGGGUCACUCAAGGUUAGGUUUACUUCUCAUAUUUUCUUACAUAUUGUUUUAGCAACCUUCUGGGGAAGGAAAUCUUUGGGUUUUCUUAGCCAAUGUUUUUUUCACCUAUAACUUUCCAUAGAAUAAUUAUGGUGUUUGGACUUGGGCAUUGACUCUUGCUCAUUAAUGUCUCAUUCAAGUUAAUGAUACAAAGUGUAUACAUGCACAACAGAUCUGUUCAUAGCUUUC